Messenger RNA from Bufo bufo (common toad), 2110 nucleotides. RefSeq names its product Kruppel like factor 10 (gene KLF10). The transcript has 4 exons. Gene Ontology annotation, biological process: regulation of transcription by RNA polymerase II. NCBI's taxonomy places the organism in Eukaryota, Metazoa, Chordata, Amphibia, Anura, Bufonidae. Gene Ontology annotation, molecular function: RNA polymerase II cis-regulatory region sequence-specific DNA binding; DNA-binding transcription factor activity, RNA polymerase II-specific. The record is from RefSeq and is a predicted model, not a curated record. Bases 141 to 1487 code for a protein of 448 amino acids.
CACCUUUACAGCUGAUUGGCAGAGGCUUUCCCCGCCCGGGUCUACGUUCUAUGAGCUGCAGCACUAUCUGAAUGGAGCAGCUGUGUAUAGGGAGAAGUGCAUAGCAGCAGAGCCACACUGCCCAUCACCUACCGAGCCAGAUGGAUAAAAUAGAAGUCCUUAGACACCAUCCCUACGGUGGCGCCCCCUGGAAGUCCGCUCCGGGGAAAGGAGACUUUGAAGCGGUGGAAGCGCUUAUGUACAUGAGCAACCGCUGGAAGCUGGAGUCCAAAUGUUAUACCGAUUUGAGACCAAUUACCCCAGCGUCUGACCUCUCGGAGAGCGAAGAUAGCUUGAUGACAGCCGAAUUCAGCAGUGCCACCAUGCCAGCCUUUUGCCUGACCCCACCAUAUAGCCCUUCUGAAUUCGAAAUGUCCCAUUCCCCUGGCAUCCACACCGUGUGCCCAGUACCAGCUACUGAGAAAAACAGGUCUGCAUCUGGCAUGAGCCAUAGAAAUUUAGGCCCAACCCAACCAAAAGCCCAGGUGACCAGCGUCAUCCGCCAUACCGCCGAUGCCCAGAUCUACGAUCAGCAUCAUCCGGGGCUGCCAAAGAAUUGCGAACGUCCUAUUGCAAACAGCAACGGUCAGCUGAGGGCUUCCCCUGGCAUGGCGGUGCCAACGUGUGAGAAUAAUAGGCACGAGCAGAUCAAGACUGAAACUCAGACAGCGCCCGUUGUCCUGCCGGCACAUAAUAAUCCUCCGACCGCUCUCCAGAAUUGCAUUGGGAAAGCCAAUUCUGAUGCCAGCCAUGCUCCAAUGCAUAUCCCGUCCCUGCCACUGCUCGUUUCCACACCGUUACAUGCAAGUGCCAUGUCCCAGAUGCCAGUCCUAUGUCAGAUGGUUCCCUUCUCUUCUAACAAUUCCAUGGUGACGAGAGUAGUCGCAAACACUCCUGCCCAGCCCCCAGCCGUCAUGCAGCCUCUGUUUUACAUGGGAGCCCAAGUGCCAAAAGGGACAGUCAUGUUUGUCAUGCCCCAACCUCUGGUGCAAAGCACAAAGACUGUUGUGUCCAGUGGUCAUCGCCUGUCACCCAUUGCACCAGCACCCAGCGUUGCACCUUCAGAAGGAAAGGUCUCAUCGCACCUAGAUUCCUCCCGAAUUAGAAGUCAUAUCUGCAGCCAGCCCGGGUGUGGCAAGACGUACUUCAAGAGCUCACAUUUGAAGGCACAUAUGAGAACGCAUACAGGAGAAAAACCCUUCAGCUGUAGCUGGGAAGGUUGUGAAAGGAAGUUUGCUCGCUCUGAUGAACUGUCUCGGCACCGGCGGACACACACAGGGGAGAAGAAGUUUGCAUGUCCAAAGUGUGACCGUCGAUUCAUGCGCAGCGAUCACCUGACCAAGCACGCACGGCGCCACCUAUCGACAAAAAAGCUCCCCACUUGGCAGAUGGAAGUGAGCAGGAUAAGCGACAUCGUCAUGCCGCAGGCCUCGGCUCCUGUCCAGUGAAGGCACCUACAGGCCUUACAACUCUCAGGAUAAAGUGGCCAUGGUCCCAAACCAUGAUGAAAGAUCACGUCCGCCCCAUUAUGGAUGCGACUCUGGUUCGAUCUUUCUCGGAAGGAAAUGUGGUCCGUGAAGGAACGGUAGCGAAUACAGACAGACUUUGACGAAGACUCGGGUUCCUAUAUUUGUCAUUUUUUUUGUUCUACUGCAUUGUUGAAAUAUGUCAAAUGCAGGCGGUUUUGUGUAGAGCUAUCAAGUACACAAUGUGACCAGGGUGAUAUGGGGCGUGAAUAUUUUCACCGCUUACAAUAUUUUGCCGGGUAGUUAAGAAUACCAGGGAUGAGUGGCGUGACCUUGACUAUAACACACUGGACUGGUUAGUCAUCUCCUGACAUAACGUGGGGCUACGUAGGCCCCAUAGUGAAGAGUAACCAGUACCUGAUUUACUAACACUUCUAGUUAACUAUAAAAGCUAGUCAAUACUUUGAACAGCUGAGUUUUAUAUCGCUAACCAGAUAAUGCUUUCAUAGCUCAAUAGAGACAGUAAUGGUGACAACACAAAUUAUAUUUUUUAAUGUGUUAAUGUUAGGGCUCAUUCAGACGGCCGUAUGCUGCCCGCAAAAAAA